Messenger RNA from Cuscuta epithymum, 4522 nucleotides. Lineage: Eukaryota; Viridiplantae; Streptophyta; Magnoliopsida; Solanales; Convolvulaceae. The record is from the annotation of a GenBank genome assembly.
CCCAACCCCACUUUAAGUCGUCGUCAUCGCUUCUGCAAAAUACUCCGUCAUCACUCAUCAUCAUCAUCCAGCCAAGCCUCCUGCUCUGCCAUCAAUAGAAAACAAAGAUAAUGAUUGAUCACACAUGCCCGCCUACUAUUCUCUCGGUCCCAACUUCCUUCCGUUUCAAGUCUUCUUGUCCCCACCCAGGUCGGUCAUUGUUAUCUCUUCUGCAUAAAACGGUGGCUUCUUAAGUUCCCUUUCAGUUUGAUUUGAGGCAGAGAAAUGGCGGAGAUAGGAAAGACGGUGCUUGACAAGGGGUGGUUAGCUGCUCGGUCGACUGAGGUUGAUCUCACCGGUGUGCAGCUCACUACCAGCGAUCCACCCUCCAUUGCCGAUCCCACCCGCCCUUGGAUGGAAGCAUCGGUUCCCGGAACUGUUUUGGGAACUCUUGUAAAGAACCAAGUGAUACCGGAUCCAUUCUAUGGCCUGCAAAACGAAUCCAUUUUGGAUAUAGCUGAUUCAGGAAGAGAUUACUAUACUUUUUGGUUUUUCACAAGCUUUGAAUGCAAGCUGUCAAACAAUCAACACGUGGAUCUAAACUUUCGGGCUAUAAACUAUUCUGCUGAAGUAUAUUUGAAUGGGCACAAGGAGGUCCUGCCAAAGGGAAUGUUCCGAAGACAUGUAAUCGAUGUUACAGAUAUUCUGCAUCCAGAUGGUCAAAAUCUGCUUGCUGUGAUUGUUUACCCUCCUGACCAUCCUGGAAGGAUUCCUCGUGAGGGCGGGCAAGGUGGUGAUCAUGAGAUUGGGAAAGAUGUUGCUGCACAAUAUGUUGAAGGAUGGGAUUGGAUGACUCCAAUAAGAGAUAGAAAUACCGGAAUCUGGGACGAGGUCUCCAUUACAGUAACAGGGCCUGUGAAGAUUGUGGAUCCCCACUUGGUAACUUCAUUCUUCGGUGACUACAAAAAGGGAUAUUUGCAUGCCACAGCCGAGUUAGUUAAUAAAAGUGCUAAGGAAUCUGAGUGUUCUUUAAACAUCCAAGUGUCUACUGAACAUGAAGGAAAUAUUUGCUUAGUGGAGCACCUUGAGACACUGCAAGUUUCUCUUUCUCCCGGAGCACAUGUUCAAUAUACAUUCCCUCAGCUAUUUUUCUACAAACCAUCUUUAUGGUGGCCUAAUGGCAUGGGUAGGCAAUCACUAUACAAUGUUGAAAUAACAGUUAACGUGAAUGGCUACGGAGAGUCUGCCACAUGGAGCAGCCAUUUUGGCUUUCGCAGAAUUGAGAGUACCAUAGAUAGUUCUACAGGUGGAAGACUGUUUAAGGUAAAUGGACAGCCUAUAUUUAUACGUGGGGGUAAUUGGAUUCUCUCGGAUGGGUUAUUACGGAUUUCGAAGGAAAGAUACAAGGCAGAUAUUAAAUUUCAUGCUGAUAUGAACUUCAACAUGAUCCGUUGCUGGGGUGGGGGCUUGGCUGAAAGACCUGAUUUUUAUCACUACUGUGAUUUAUAUGGCUUGCUGGUAUGGCAAGAAUUCUGGAUUACUGGAGACUGUGAUGGACGAGGUGAUCCAGUGUCAAAUCCAGAUGGACCAUUGGACCAUGACCUGUUCUUGCUUUGUGCGAGGGAUACCGUCAAGCUGUUGAGGAAUCACCCAAGUCUUGCUUUGUGGGUUGGGGGAAAUGAACAAGUUCCACCAUCUGAUAUUAAUGAAGCUUUGAAGAAUGACCUACAACUCCACCCAUAUUUCGUGAAUUCCUGUGGUGUUGACAACACAUCAAAAGCUGGUAUGCCCGUGAUGAAGGACCCAAGUGAAUAUCUUGAUGGCACUCGUGUUUAUGUACAGGGAUCCAUGUGGGAUGGAUUUGCUGAUGGGAAAGGGAACUUUAGUGACGGUCCUUACGAAAUCCAGAAUCCUGAAGACUUCUUUAAAAAUGAUUAUUAUGCUUAUGGAUUCAACCCUGAGGUGGGCUCCGUUGGGAUGCCAGUGGCAGCUACUAUCAGAGCGACGAUGCCUCCAGAAGGGUGGCAGAUUCCUUUGUUUAGAAAACUAUCAGAUGGAUAUGUGGAGGAAGUCCCAAACCCAAUUUGGGAGUACCACAAAUAUAUUCCAUAUUCUAAUCCAAAAAAGAAGGUCCAUGACCAGAUUUUACUAUAUGGAACACCAAAUGAUCUUGAUGACUUUUGUCUGAAGGCACAAUUAGUGAACUAUGUUCAAUACAGAUCUCUGCUCGAAGGAUGGACCUCCCGUAUGUGGACCAAAUAUACAGGCGUUUUGAUAUGGAAAACCCAAAAUCCAUGGACAGGCCUAAGAGGUCAGUUCUAUGAUCAUCUCCACGAUCAAACAGCAGGGUUUUAUGGGUGUCGCUGUGCUGCAGAACCAGUUCAUGUUCAGCUAAAUCUCGACACAUACUUUAUAGAAGUGGUAAACACUACCUCUGAGUGGCUCUCUGAAGUUGCUAUCGAAGUAUCUGUGUGGGAUCUCGAAGGAGAAUGCCCAUACUACAAAGACUCUGAAAAGCUCAAUGUGCCGCCCAAAAAAACAAUGCCCACAUUUGAGAUGGAAUACCCAAAGCAGGAGAAUGCAAAACUAGUUUAUUUUCUUCUUCUCAAGCUCUACAGUGUUUCAGAUCAGGUCAUAUUGUCCCGCAACUUUUACUGGUUGCAUCUCUCCGGUGGUGAUUAUAAGCCCCUGGAAUCUUUCAGGGAGAAGAAAGUGCCGCUGAAAAUUACUUCUCUAACUUUAAUUAACGGCUCCAGCUAUGAAAUGCAGUUGGUUGUUGAGAACACAUCAAAGAAGUCGGGUUACAAAACCCCAUGUCAUGAAAACAGCUUUGUCACAAUAAACAAUGGGAGUAAUAAUUUUGAUGCAUUUUUGAAGCCAGCUGAUCAUUAUUGUCUCACAAGAGGGAAAAGCGAGAUUAGUUUUUAUCAAAAGCUGUGGAGGAGUAUGGUAGGGAAACAGAGCAAUGUCAUGAUUUUAGAAACUAAAGGAACUGCUGAGGCAGGGGUUGCGUUCUUCCUCCAUUUCUCAGUUAAUAACUCUUCAAAGAAGAGUGCCAAGAAUGAGGACAUGCGCAUUCUACCUGUUCAUUACUCGGACAACUAUUUCUCACUUGUACCAGGUGAAGUGAUGAAAGUUACACUCUCCUUUGAUGUUCCUCCUGGAGUAACCCCACAGGUUACACUCUGUGGCUGGAACAGUGAGGUCAUGCAUAUAGUUUAUUGAAUCCACCGUCUGCCCAGGUAAGUUAAUGUUAUCGCCAACUGCUCUAAUAUUCAUGGUUUAUAGCUGUGAAUAUUUUCACAAUUGUGGAAGCAUGUUCAGUUGAGGUGAGGUAUGUUUAAAUUACAGCAUCUGUAAUAAGGCUGCCACAAAGCAGUUGAGGUUGAUAAGAAUCCGUAAUGCAGGCAAUGCAGAACAAAUAAAGCUGUUGUGAAUAUGAUGUCUGUUAAUAAAAACUUCAUGUUUUUUAGAGAAACUUCAUGUUAUUUAUGUACAUUAUAGGUAGGUGAGUAAUACAUCAUUAUGGUGUUGGUAGUUUUGGACAUGAUUGCCACGUAAAUCUGAAGAACAAGUAGAAUAGAGAAUGCCAAAUACGAAUUACUUGCAAAAAACUUAAAGAGGAUUGCUAACGCUGGAAGUAUCCUUCCAUCAAAGUCUCUCCAACCAUGAAAGAAAGAAGAGUUUAUACUGUUCCGGAUACAUCAUGAAUCUCAUGAUAAUCGCACAUCAAGCAAAGAUAAGAUGAGCAUCUUUAGAAGAAAAUGAGUAAUCUUCAUAUGUAAAUGAGCAUCAUUCAGAGGAAAAUGUGUAGAAUAAGAUAGCAAGAACAUGUGUGGAAGGAAAAUGAUCAGAGGAAAGUAAGCAACUCUAAAAAAAGCUCUGAUUAAAGCUGCCAGCUAUUCGCAAGUACAAUAUUAUUUGGGGAGUUUGUGCUGCUCCUUUGCGGAUUAGAAUGUUGUACAUACAUAUAAUCUAGUAAGCUUUUUUGUGAAACUCCAGUUGGAUAAAAAUGUUUUCCCUUUCAAAAGACCCCAUCCAUGAAGUUUGAGUCUUGUGAAGAAUUGAAGACGAUGCAAGUGUCUUAUUCGUCUGUUCAGCUUUCGUGUUUGAUUACUGCGUUCUUGUUGGCUUUUGAGGAGUAGGGAAAAUUGUUGGAAUUCUACAAAAGAAUCUCGAGAGCCGGGAUACAUCAUGCAGUAACAUUAAAAGAGUUUUCAAAGAGUUACCAUAGAGAUUUUGAAAGGGAAGCAUACUCUCUUUCGAGAGUUUCCUUACUUCACAGUAGGAAAGUUCUUUUGGGAUCUUUUGAAGACAAAGAUGCUUCAAAUUUUUGCAUGUCACACCCAAUUAACAAUCAUACUAUUAGCCAGUUAGCCUCAAUGGUUCCUGAAGUUCAUCAUCGUAUAACCAAGCUAUGGUUUAACCAAUUUUCACUAGACUAAUUAGUUUUCAUAAUCAGUUUUUAAUCAUAGAAAUUUAUUGAUCAUUUUGUAUGGCUGAAAGGAAACUAAAUUAUUUGCGGGAGUGUGAGAUUUCGGUA